UUUCUUUACACAAGAGAACAACAUUUUCAUCAUGGAAGAUAGAAGAUUGAAGUUUAUAAGAUACUCAUACUGUAAAAGCUAAUCUAGAUUAGAUCUAGAUAUCUAGAGGUCUAGAUCUAGUAGCCCAAGCCCCAAGACAAAAAGCAGUGCCUUCCCUUCACGACGUGCGACAAGAAACGUCAAAAUUUAGACAAGAGGGCGAGGAGAAAGAAAGUGUUCUUUUAGAAGAGCAAGUGACGGAUAAAUUGAAUGAAAAUGGAGUACGUACAGGGAGACAUUCAUAUUUGCGGUGGCUGCCGCUCUGAAUUCAGUGACAUAGAGAAAUUUAUUUGCCACAAAAGGCGGUGUGUGCUGGUUAGGUCUGGGAAGGUUCUGCCAAAGACACUACAGACUCCCCAAUCUCAGGGCUGUUCUUCUGUGUACAGCAGAUCAGAGCAACAGUUAUCCAGCCUUUCUAUGCACAAUGACUCUCUAUAUGUCGUCGCAAAAUCUUCUUCAUUAGAAUUGAGAGCAGGAGAUGCUGAGGCCAUCCAUUAUGACAGUGGCCAGUAUAAGAUUGACACCGCUUUCUCAGAAGGGGAUGCUUUGAAAGAAAUUUCAAAUCAGUCAUCACUCCCAAAUCUCAGUUCAGCCGAGUGGCUCCGUUUUUCAUCAAGCAUGCCAUCGGCCUCACAAAAUUCUCAGGUGCUGAGCCACAAUGUCCAUGCCUGGCCUCAGAAGGAAUGCUCCCUUCCAGAGACAAUGCUGCCCCAUGAACAUUUGUAUGUGUCUCAAGUGACUCCUGUUGCUGGUGAGAAAAUUAUGGCUGAUGACACUUUAAGUCAAAGUGGAAAAGUUGUUCCAGGCUGCCUUCAUCAUAGCUCUGAAGAGAGUCAGGGCACAAGCAGCAAAGACCACCCAGAUAUAGAUGUAUAUGUUGUUGACUCUCAAACAUUCGGAACAAAAAGUCAAUCCCAACAAAAUGUUAAUGUUCAGACACAGUGUCAUGAAGCUGAACACAAGAGGUUGCCAUGGCCUGCAACAUCAGCAUCUACAGAUGAACCUGGAUGUACAUUAGAGUCCUUCUCGGCUAUGAACUACAAGCAUUUGGGAUAUAUUGAUGAAACACCUUCAGUUGCCUCAGCCCACCACUUAGCUCCUAAUCAUGAAAUCUCUAAUUCUUUAUAUAUCGAUGAAGCUUCUGAUCAAACGGAAAGCAUAUCGCAAGAGCAAGUGGUGAAUGCAAAUGGUUUGCAUGUCUGUGAAAAGGAUACUGGUUCUUACUCUGACAGCUCCACUCCUUGUCCUGAGGACUUGGAAGUUGGCCAGAUAUCAGCAGCAAUGGCUGGUCAAGAAAACCAGCAGCAUUCCUUAAAAACUUUGCUGGGCGUUAAUCGACAAUUAAAGCAAAAACUUCCACCUUGCAACCCAUCUGAAGCUGAGAUUUCUGGAAUUAGCUUCUUGCCCAACUCCUCCAUCAGCAUGGAUGUCAACUUUCAUGUGCCUCAAAGUAAUUUGACAUGCUACAUCCGGGAAAACACUGCCAGUGCCCCGAUCACCAAAACUGAUACUCAGGUCGAGUCAAAAACAGAGACAAAAAAGACGUUGGAGAAACGAGAGAGACUUCGAGGAGUGUCAGAUGAUCUGUUGUCAUCAGCUUCUCCCUGCAUGUCGGAUGACUCUGUCUCAAACACUAGAGAUAUGGAAGGAAGUGCAGCUGUCUCAGCACGAAAGAAUGCAAUGAGAUCAUUUUCGAAAGGGUCGCAGCAAGAAACUCUUGGCGAUAAUGAGGACUGUGUCUCAGACUCUUCAGUAGUACUUCCAACUCUGAGAGGUUACAAGGCCGUUUUCACCAGCCCAUCUAGUGCCGGACACAGGCUGGCUCCGAGACAGUUGUGUGACCCUUCAAUGACAGACCUCCUGACCUCGCCCAAUGCCAACUGUCAGAUCUCAAAAGGAAGUCUCUUCACCGAGAGUUCUUUAACAGGCCAGUCUUCUAUGGAGUUCAAAGACAUCUCCGCAUCUGUUAAAAUGAAAGACGAUCGAGUUUCUCCAGGCUCCAAACUGAAGAAUAGUUCUGUGGUCAAGAAGAAAGCUUUGAGACGCCUUAUUUUUAGAGACGAUCCGGAGCAAGAAAGCAGUCACAAUGUAACAGAACGGCCUGUUCAGUUUUCAUCGCCACAAGAUUCCUGUCACAGGAAGAAAGAUCUUAAUUCACUAGCUGGCAGAAAUGAUAAUGACUCUUUAACUACUGCCACAUUUUCUUGUUCUCAUUUUGCUUCUCCUCAAGUGUCCUCUAAAAUUUGCCCUUCAAAUUUCUCAAGUGAGAAUAGUGGCAGCACUGAGUCAAAAUUAAAUGAAGAAAAUAUGUGCAGCCUUCCAGUCUCUGAAUCUCCAGGAGCAUCUCUGCCACUGGUAGAUCACCAGCCAGGCAUAAUUGUAUCACAGACUGAUCAGAGCACAGCAGAAGCUCCCCGCGAACACUUUCCAAAUGUUCUAAGUGCAGCUGAUGCUCACAUCCCAGCAGGUACCUCAUCUGAUCCCAACACAGUCAUCAUGGUUUACAGACAAGGUGGGGGGAAUUUUGUCGUAAUCCCUGAUGAUACAUGCCAACUGCCCAUGUCUGGCUCAGAACAUGGUUCUGUCUUACAAAGGACAAAGAACUUGCUCCUCCAGCCAGACACAGAGGCUGCAAGGGUCAACAUCCAAGAGCAGAUAAAUGCACAGACUGUCGUAAAGCUACAGUCGGCAGCAGAUCAAAUCCCUUCCUCUGUGGACAUGAAGAUCUGGCCAACCCAGGACAGCGCAGCCCCCAUCUCCCAUACUCUUCCCCCCUCCUUGGCUGGGUUGCAGAGCACGGAGAAGGAAAAAUAUAUCAUGAAACCGCGAGCGAAGAAAGUGUCUAACAGUGCGCGGCAACAGAAAAGUGGAAGCCUAUCUCAGUCGCGGUCCGUCCUGGCUUUGAGCUCAGAGGCAACACCGGUUCGUGUAAACAGUGAUGACGUGACAGCUCCCAGGAGUACACAGGCUGGUCUUACUCAGUUGGCGGCAAAAGGUUCAGGAGCCAACAAUAGUUCACAACCUGCUGAUAAAAAGACACCUCCAAAAUAUCGCUGCGAGUAUGAAAAGUGCAGCUACACCACCAGCCUGUACAAAGACAUCAUGCGCCACCAACGAACGCACACGGGAGAGAGACCUUUCACCUGUAAGGACUGCGGCAAAAAGUUCAACCGCUCAGACAAGUUGAAGAUCCACCUGCGUGGGCAUUCUGGACUCAAGCCUUUCCAGUGUUCUGUGUGUGACUACGCCUCUGUAGAAAGUGGAAGUCUGAAGAAACACAUGAGAAUCCAUACAGAUGAAAGACCUUUCAAGUGUCAGAUUUGUCCGUAUGCCAGUCGCAACUCAAGCCAGCUAAUCGUGCACCUGCGCACUCACACUGGAGAUUCCCCCUUCCACUGCACCAUGUGCUCCGCACAGUUCAAGAUCAACUCUGACCUCAAACGACAUCUGAGGAUCCACACAGGGGAGAAGCCAUUCCCUUGUGAUAAAUGUGACUACAAGUCCACAAAUAAAGGUAACCUGAAAACACAUUACAAAAUCAACCACUCAAAGGACAAUGAGAAGUCAUGUCCCAAGUGUGAGUUCACGACCUCCUCGGCCAAACGCUUCAGAGAGCACAUGAAAACUCACGACUCUAAACGGGUUGUACGUUGCACGCGGUGUGAGUACACAUGUACCAGCCUGACUGCACUCCGGAAUCACAUGAGCAUCCACAACCCAGUGCGUCCUUUCCAGUGCCACGUGUGUUCCUACUCCUCGAAGCAACGGGGGAAUCUGAAGAAACACAUCCAGAACCUGCAUCUGGACAAGUUCAAGUCGGGGGUGCAUGGGAAGAAUUUCAGUACUUCUGAGCCUGUUCCGCGACCCAACACAGAGCAGGUGAAAAAGCAGAGGUCCAGCAAUCAAGAGCAGAUAGUGGAGUGUGGUCGGACACGGCGCUCCACCAACUAUCGCAAGAUGCACCAGUGUGAGGAGUGUGGCUCCCGAUUUGUUCGAGAGGACUCGCUGCGAUGUCACAUGAAACAACAUUCAGGAAAACAAGAAGAAGUCACAUCCACCAACAGAGAACAGACAGAAUGUGUCUCUGAAAACAGGCAGUUGUUUUCCUCACUACCUCUAACUAGGGUCUCUUCAGGCUCGGUGGAGCAGAGUGUCCAAGUCCGACAGGGCAUGCAUCACAUCGCUGCAGCGGCUUCUAAAGCUUUUCAGGAGCAGUUUAUCGGAGGAGGUGGAAGGGAAAAUUCACCCGAACAACUGGAGGUGGUAGCAGAUGUAGAUUGCAGUACAACCACCACCACCUCCUCUCUCCAUUAUCGGGACAAGAGUGACUCAUUAAGAAGUAUGGGUCAUGCAUGUACUACUACAAGAGUAACGCCACAUCCAAUUGCUCCGAGUCGAGUCAAGAGGUCAUCUGCCAUCCUUGAAUCUCAUGGACAAGUGAAGAAGGAGUCGCUGGAUGCUCCAGCAUUGUCGUCUUUGAAUUCUGUUGACACCAAAGGCCAGCCACCAUGGGAGCAUCGCUCAUACACACUGUCAAGCACUGAUGCUUCGGCCAACACUGGGAAAAGUUCUAACAGGUUAUCUUCACGCCGGCUGGAAAGACGUUUGCAGAAUGUCGCUACAGGCAAUUCAGCAAAUGGGCCAUCAGUUUCAACAGAUUCUCUCCGAGAGAAUGCUUCCUCUGCGAAAUUGCCUCAUACCAAAACCUCAUCGUCUAAGAGCAGGAGGAACGCCAAACGGCAAAAGGUUCAAAAUUCCACCCCGACUUUGCUUCCUCAGACGGUCCCAGGUGGUGUGACUGAGCAGACCCGUGAGAUCUCUGGGUCAAGACAGGUGGUCAGUGCUGAGUUUCUCCUUCAUCAAGGGACAGACACAUCUCAGCCUGCUGCUGCUACUGCUGAACUCCUGCCGGGGCCAUGUGGCGAGUCCAUCAUGCUUCUUUCUCAUCAGGAGGUGAAGGGAGAAGACCCGGCGGCCUACAACCUUCAGCUGGUGCCUCAAGUGUCUGGGGGAGCUCCAGCUUCUAACUCGGAUAUCCUGGCCCUUACACAGGAACUGAUUCGGCAUCUUGGCCUGGCCCAGCCAACGCCCCCUCCUGCCACCCACAUCCAGAUCGUGCUGCCAGGUGCUGCAGUCCCCAAUCCUGGCCAGGUGAUGGGAACCAAUCAAGGUUACAUGUCAGCCCCACAACAGAUUCUGCUGCAGGUUCAAGAUAGUUCUGGCCAACCACAAGAAAUAAUCGCACUGCCGAUGGAGCGAGGGAGUAACUCGACUCUUAUUUCAGGCCAAACAGCUACAUUCUCACAGCAGCCUCAGUCUCAUGUGAGCCAAAUGACCAUGAACCAAGGGAUCCUGUGUCAGGGUCAGAUGCCCAUGAACCAGACAAUUGUCCAAGGAGGUCAGAUGACGAUGUCGAACCACACAGGGCAGCUGGCCAUGAAGCCAUCUUUGUCUCACAACGGUUUUGUGGGUGGUUCGGAAUUGCAGCUGAUCUCCACUAAUCAGAAUGUAGUGUUGCAGGCUCCACCUAAUCAGCUGACGGCUAUGAGAGGAGUGACAGCGCAGCAGUGUCUGGGUUCUGCCUCUGUGGGCUCUGGUGCAGGUAGUGCUUCCAAUGUGUUUACCGAAGGACAGGUAUCGCUGAGUCAGUCUGAGCAGGGAGGAGAAGGGGAGUCUUCCUCCGCAAACCUGACUGUCUACAAUAGUGGCGCUGCCACACAGCACGUGUAUCUGUCAAAUGCACAGCUAACUUCUAAUGAGACGCCCCACCCCCAGACUCGAACCCUGACCUCUGCCAACUCUCUCUCUCACGCAUCCUUUACGGUGUGCGAGUCAGAACCUCUGCAAACCACCCACACCUCUCAGGCGGGGAUAUUAUACCAGCAUCAAGUCCCUUCGUAUAUGAGUGCUCAAAACUCCGCAGCGGUGGUCCAGCAACCUCCUCGUGACAACAACAGUAAUAAUGUUAGUAAUAAUGUCGCCACUGUGGCUCGGCUUUCCCAGGGUGCUGCAGUGAUGCAGACGUUGGGGGAAGCCGUCGUCCCCACAAGCUUGGUACCUAUACAGCAUGGUGUUCAGCCCCCGGCCCUUCACAACAUGGUAAUGCUGAGUGGUGAGUUUCCGAGCAGCACCGCACCGCUUCAGACGACGUCGCAACCGUCCGCUGUGACCCCUGGGUAUCUGUCCAGUGUACUUCCAGACGUGCCAGGUCAGGAGCAGACACUUGCUCAAGGUUCAGAUGGAGUGCCUGUCCCUCUUCAAGAAGUCAUCGUCCACCUACAGCAGACAUCAGGGACCCAAGGAACUCUCGAGGAUUGAUCACCCAAGUCAAAGAUUUGUUUCCCUCUCCCCCCUCGAUCUCUCUCCCUCCCCUCCUCUCCCCCUCCCUUCCUCUGUCUCUUGUAUCUCCUUGU
This is a messenger RNA of Aplysia californica (California sea hare), 6452 nucleotides long. RefSeq lists its product as uncharacterized. The record is from RefSeq and is a predicted model, not a curated record. Gene Ontology annotation, biological process: regulation of DNA-templated transcription. Bases 250 to 6357 code for a protein of 2035 amino acids. Gene Ontology annotation, molecular function: DNA-binding transcription factor activity, RNA polymerase II-specific; RNA polymerase II cis-regulatory region sequence-specific DNA binding. NCBI's taxonomy places the organism in Eukaryota, Metazoa, Mollusca, Gastropoda, Aplysiida, Aplysiidae. The transcript has 15 exons.